CAGAUAAACUCAGAAUCGUGCUGUUUGGAGACCGUGAACAGGACAAGAUAACUCUAUGUAACUUCAUCACCAGAGAAGAAGCUUCUAUAUCUCAGAGAGACUCAGAGAGGAUGAACUGUGAGACCACUGAAGGAGAGUGGAGAGGAAAACCAUUAACAGUGGUGAAAGCUCCAGACAUGUUCAGUCUGAAUGAGAAGACCAUGAGAGAAGAGGUGAAGAAGUGUGAGACUCUUUGUUCUCCUGGACCAAAUGUUCUGCUGCUGUUAGUGAAACCUUCUGAUUUCACUGAGGAGAACAGACGAACACUGAAGUUCAUCCUGAGUCUGUUUGGUCCAGAUGCUUUUAAACACUCGAUGGUCGUCAUAACACAUGAUGGGACGGAAACAAAUGUCUCUGUUAGUCAGCUGCUUCGAGACUGUGGAGGAAGACUCUACAACAUGUUUGAAGAUAAACACCAACUGUUGAUGGAGAAGAUUGAGAACAUUGUGCGUGAAAACAAAGAAACCUUCCUCACCUUCUCUGAAGAGCCUGAACACAUGAAACCAGCUUUAAACCUGGUUCUGUGUGGGAGGAGAGGAGCAGGGAAGACUUCAGCAGCCGAGGCCAUUUUAGGUCAGACAGAGCUUCAUUCAGUCUCCAGCUCAUCAGAGUGUGUUAAACAUCAGGGAGAGGUGAGAGGACGUCAGGUUUCCCUGGUGGAGCUUCCUGCCUUGUAUGGAAAACCUCAGGAGGAAGUGAUGAAGGAAUCGUUCAGGUGUAUCUCCCUCUGUGAUCCUGAGGGCGUCCAUGCCUUCAUCCUGGUCCUACCUGUGGGUCCCCUCACUGAUGAAGACAAGAAAGAGUUAGAGACCAUCCAGAACUCAUUCAGCUCUCCAGUCAAUGACUUCACCAUGAUUCUGUUCACUGUGGAGUCAGAUCCUGCAGCUCCAGCUGUUGUUGACUUUAUAAGAAAGAGCAGAGACAUCCAGGAGCUGCUUCAGAGCUGUGGAGUGAGCUGUUGGAGGCUGUGGACAAGAUGA
Molecule: messenger RNA, 1019 nt
Organism: Seriola dumerili (greater amberjack)
Lineage: Eukaryota; Metazoa; Chordata; Actinopteri; Carangiformes; Carangidae
Product: GTPase IMAP family member 8-like
Exons: 1
Molecular function (GO): GTP binding
Source: RefSeq, a predicted model, not a curated record